Molecule: messenger RNA, 960 nt
Organism: Strongylocentrotus purpuratus (purple sea urchin)
Lineage: Eukaryota; Metazoa; Echinodermata; Echinoidea; Camarodonta; Strongylocentrotidae
Product: retinol dehydrogenase 8-like
Exons: 5
Coding region: 1-960 (319 amino acids)
Molecular function (GO): oxidoreductase activity
Source: RefSeq, a predicted model, not a curated record
AUGGCUCCUCAUAUCGUACUCAUUACCGGCUGCUCGGCGGGUAUCGGACUCGCCAUCGCCUCCCGCCUCGCCCUCGACCGCGAUCAGCGAUACAUCGUCAUCGCCACCGUGAUUUCGAUGUCGGAGAAGGCCGAGUUGGUGGCUGCCGUGGGCGACGCCCUCGAUAAAACGGUUUUCAUUCAAGCUUUGGACGUAACGGACGAUGAGAAUAUUUCUUACGUGGUGAACAACGUCGUCAAUACCUAUGGACGAAUCGAUGUUUUGAUUAACAACGCAGGAUUGAUCGUCGUCGGGAUUCCCGAGCUGAUACCGCGGGAAAAGAUUGAUCAAAUCUUUAGCGUGAACGCGAUCGGGACUAUAAGGGUCACUCAGGCGGUCCUGCCGCAUAUGAAAGAGAAGAAAGCUGGAAAAAUUGUUGCUGUUUCAAGCGGUCUCGGAAGACAAGGGCGACCAUACUACGACUUUUACUGUGCGACCAAGUUCGCAAUUGAAGGCUUUUUCGAAUCUUUGGCCGCAGGUGUGCGCCCAUUCAAUAUUCGAGUUUGUCUGGUGGAGCCCGGUCGCGUUGGUACCGGCCUGGAUGACGAUGUGUGUGAGAGCGUCAAUGACCUGCUGGGCGACGAGGAAAUCGAUGAAAUGGACCGUCGUCAUCUGGCUAAGCUUCAACGCUCAUUCUCAGUGUCGAAGAUGUCGAGCGCUGACGAGAUCGCCGAGGCGAUCGAGGAACGGUGCUUGGAACAGGAAAAGCCCGUGCUCAGACACCUCCUCAAAGACGAACUCGUUCGGGAGACCAUGGCGAGGGAUUUGAGCGACCUGACGGGAGAACGUGCAUCCCUGCGGAAUCAACCUCCAGUUGAAAGAAGAGCAGCAGCAGCGAGGCAUGGUGAUCCGUCAACGGCGUCGUCGUCGUCAUACAACGGGGCAUUCCAGAGGCACCACACCCACGAUCUCUAUCGAUGA